Cadophora gregata is the source of this 1038-nucleotide messenger RNA. RefSeq lists its product as uncharacterized. Gene Ontology annotation, molecular function: ATP binding; protein kinase activity. The transcript has 4 exons. Gene Ontology annotation, biological process: protein phosphorylation. The record is from RefSeq and is a predicted model, not a curated record. Bases 1 to 1038 code for a protein of 345 amino acids. NCBI's taxonomy places the organism in Eukaryota, Fungi, Ascomycota, Leotiomycetes, Helotiales, Ploettnerulaceae.
AUGCUGAUGGUUGGAGGGAAUGUCGCUUACGUAAGCCCCUCAACGUCGUCCAACAGUUUCAAAGUUGGAACUGGACGUGAAACCACCUCCAUACUCAAGACCAUCUUCAUGACAUCCCUGUUUCGAAUUGGACAGGUUCUUAAAGGGAGAUUAGGAAGGUACAUCAUCACGAAAGAAAUCCAGGAUACUGUCUGGUUCGCAAAGAACCAGGUAGAGGAAGCUGUAGUCAUUAAAGGCGUCCAAGGGCAUCCACGCGUGGAAAAUGAGCGAGAUGUCCUCAAACGCUUCCAAGACCGGACUCCUUACCUACGGCCUCUGAUCGACGAGAUUGAAGAGCCAUCAGAGCCUGCAACGAUUGUGUUCAAGUAUCUCGAGGAUCAUCUACUGAAUGCUUCGAUUCAGAAGACUCUGAACCGGAAAGAACUGAAAUAUGUUUCACGGCGCAUACUUGGAGCAUUGAAGGAUGUCAAACUCGACAAUAUCCUUGUAAAUUACAGCGGUGGAGAUAUCCGGUUCUCUGAUGUCCAACUUGGUGAUCUCGGGGUCACGUAUCGUGAAGAUUCCAAGUACGCCAAAGCAGGGACUCCAGUUGGGGCUCCUAUGUGGUCUAGCCCAGAAAUCAUUAUGGAAACUCCUUGGAAUACUGCGACAGAUAUCUGGUCAUUUGGAAGUGUGGUCAUCAGUCUUAUCUACGGCGGAAACUUCAACCUUUUCCGCCCCAAGACCGUGUCUUACGACCAUGAAGAGUACGGGUUAGAGGUCCUCAAAAGGCAGUUCCGAUACUUCGGCCCAUUUCCGGCGAAAUAUGAAGAGAUUGCGAGUCCAGAGACUGUUGCAGCGAUUCUGUAUCUCAUCGAUGAGAUUCCUCAGUCACAAACGACUCCGUUUGAAAGAACGACGGAAAGAGAGGUCGGCAAGAAGGAUAAAGAGUUUCUUGGACAAAUCAUGAAGUUAGAUUGGAGGGACAGGCCGACCGCGGGGGAGCUGUUGGAGAAUGAGUGGUUUAAGGAAGAUGAGGAAGAUAAGACCCUGACCUGA